UCUCAGUUUCUCUUUCUUGUUUCACCCUGAAAAACCAACCCACCCACCUCCUCUUGUCUUCUUCUUUCUUUUACAAUAAUAUACUUUCCUUUUUCUUUCUUGCUAAAAUCUUUAAAUCAAAAUCUUCAAUCUAACUUUCAACCUCCUCCUCUUUCUCUCACACACACUGAACUAGCCUACAAACAAAAUUCAAAAUGGGUGAAGAAGAAGAAGUAAUUAUUAGAAGAAACAAACCAAGAAAAAAACAUCCAAUAGUAGUCCCACCACCGACAAUUUCAUCCUUAAUUUCCACAAAUGAUAACCAAAAUUCCAUCAAGAAAAUUAAGAGUAAGAAAAAUUGGACUAUAUCAAGUAGAUUUAGAGGGUUGGGGUGCUCGGCCGGAGGACACCCGCAGGUCGUGUCGGUUCCGGCCAUCAUAAGGUCCUCUGCCAGUUGGCAUGACCCACCAAAGCCUAAAGUUAUUACUAAUAAUAGAAAUAUGAAAUUGAAGAUGAAAAAUUGUAUUUCUUCUUCUAAUUCUAAUUCUAAUUCAAGUGGUGAAGUUGGGUUGGGAUGUUUGGCGGCUGUUCCUGAUGUAAAUGUUUUCUGUGGGCCCCCUGGUAUCGGGUUUUCAACUGAUGCUGUUUCUUCUUCUUCUUCGGAUUUUGUUGUUUCUACACGAACUAGUGCCACUACUAAUAAUCCUGAAAUUAUCCGCCAGAGAGGUUCAUAUGGUGGAAGAAGAAUGGUGCAUCCUGAAGAUGUUCCUUUUUUUGAUACCGACUCUGAAAUUCCACACCCGCAUCGUUCAUUUGGAGCUCGACAUCGGCGCCAUCUUAGACAUCUUCAUCAUCAUCAUCAUCAUCGUUCUCAUGAGGGCCUUGCUGAGAUUGCUAGGCUCCAAGGUAAUUUACUUAUGAGGGGAAGAUCAGAUGAUGACCAAUACAGGGACUGGAGGCUUGAUGUUGAUAGCAUGUCUUACGAGGAACUAUUGGCACUUGGUGACAAAAUCGGUUAUGUGUGUACCGGUUUAAAAGAUGAUGAGAUACGGCGGUGUGUCAAGAAAAUCAUGACAACCAUGGUGUCUGAGGAUAAGUCAUCGUCUCGCAUACAAAUUGAGACACAUUCGAAGUGUACCAUUUGUCAGGAGGAAUUUGAAGGGGAUGACGAGAUUGGUAAGCUUGAUUGUGGUCAUUUCUAUCACAUGACUUGCAUAAAACAAUGGCUGGGGAAAAAGAAAACGUGUCCCGUCUGUAAAGUGGAGGUCUAUGCUCAACAAUAGGCUGGUAAAUUUUUCGAUAGGUCACUUAAUGUGCAUAAAACUUUUAGCUCCGUGAAAAAGAAAAGAGAAUCAUUCUUCUGGUUUACAUUUAUGUUCCAUUUAUGCUUGCUUAACAUGAUUUUACUGGUCUCAAGGGCAUUUGUUGAACUUAAUACAGUUAUUACAAGUGAUUUGAUUUGCUUUCA
Molecule: messenger RNA, 1447 nt
Organism: Erigeron canadensis
Lineage: Eukaryota; Viridiplantae; Streptophyta; Magnoliopsida; Asterales; Asteraceae
Product: probable E3 ubiquitin-protein ligase RHG1A
Exons: 5
Coding region: 195-1262 (355 amino acids)
Molecular function (GO): ubiquitin protein ligase activity
Source: RefSeq, a predicted model, not a curated record